Sarcophilus harrisii (Tasmanian devil) is the source of this 1426-nucleotide messenger RNA. It is a transcript of the gene GABRA3, whose product is annotated as gamma-aminobutyric acid type A receptor subunit alpha3. The record is from RefSeq and is a predicted model, not a curated record. Gene Ontology annotation, molecular function: GABA-A receptor activity; benzodiazepine receptor activity; transmitter-gated monoatomic ion channel activity involved in regulation of postsynaptic membrane potential. The transcript is spliced from 8 exons. Gene Ontology annotation, biological process: regulation of postsynaptic membrane potential; signal transduction; nervous system process. Gene Ontology annotation, cellular component: GABA-A receptor complex; neuron projection; synapse. The coding region runs from base 350 to 1426 and encodes 358 amino acids. NCBI's taxonomy places the organism in Eukaryota, Metazoa, Chordata, Mammalia, Dasyuromorphia, Dasyuridae.
GAGCCUCUGGAGCCAGUCGGGGUUUCCUCCCCUGGAGCUUUUCCAACAAAGUCUGCUUGAGAGAUUUUUUUUUGACAGUCUGUUAAGUUUUAUUGUUUGAAUCGAAUAGAGGGGUACAGAGGGGGACGAGACAGUCAAUUCUUGGUCACUGCCUCCUUGGACGAAAUCUUGCUGGUCUCUUUCUUAACCAGUAGACGCGCUUCCGGACGCUUUUGUGUGCUUUCUGGGUCUCGGAUCAGCGAACCUCAGCCUGGUCAGCCAGGAGCUGUUUCUGAGUCUCCUCUGCCCACUUUCCAGUAGGGGCGACGUGGCGGCCCAUCUUUUUGGAUUCGCCAACUCUCCCGAGUAGAUGAUGCAGAACCUCCCUUCGCCAAACUGGACGAGCAGUUCUAAGCUCUCAAGCUUUUCUCAUACAGGCCUUUCCAUGCUUUUCCCUGAGAAGAUGAAGUUCCCAGGAAUUCCUUCCAUAUGGGUUACUAGCCUUGGGCUUCUCCUCAUUCUGGCCACUCUCCCAACUGGAACUGGGCAAGAACGGAAAGAACCAGGAGAGUUUGUGAAGCAGGACAUUGGCGGGCUGUCUCCGAAGCAUGGUCCAGAUAUUCCAGAUGAUAGCACUGAUAACAUCACCAUCUUCACCAGGAUCCUGGACCGGCUCUUGGAUGGCUAUGACAACCGGCUGAGACCUGGACUUGGAGACACCGUCACUGAAGUCAAGACGGACAUCUACGUGACCAGUUUUGGCCCUGUCUCCGACACGGACAUGGAGUACACCAUCGACGUGUUCUUCCGGCAGACCUGGCACGAUGAGCGGCUCAAGUUUGACGGGCCCAUGAAGAUCCUCCCCCUCAACAACCUGCUGGCCAGUAAGAUCUGGACCCCGGACACCUUCUUCCACAAUGGCAAGAAGUCGGUGGCCCACAACAUGACCACCCCCAACAAAUUGCUGAGGCUGGUGGAUAACGGGACGCUGCUCUACACCAUGAGGUUGACCAUUCAUGCUGAAUGUCCCAUGCACUUGGAAGACUUCCCUAUGGACGUGCACGCCUGCCCACUGAAGUUUGGAAGCUUUUCCAGAGUAGCUUUGGUGAUAGAUUAUGAGAACGGGCUUCCAGUGGCGUUCCUGUGCUAUGCAUUUAGCAGGUCCGUCAGUGAAGCAGGCAUGUUUGUUGUGAUGAGGGGAAAGUGUGGGAAACCCGGCUGUGUUGCAGGAAGCCGGCGAGGGUACUUCAGGAACCCAUCUGACUUCCAUACUGGCCGGAUUGGAAUAUCUCACUGGGCGCUGGUAGUGACCAACACCCCUGCUGCCCGGUACUCCUCAAUAGCAGAAGCUACUUCUUCCUGUCCCCCGGGAUUCGAUACUGCCGCAAUGCAGUCCUUGAUGAGGGUAUUAACCGAAUGGGGCAUAGGAGUUUGCCAGCGUUACUGA